AACCGCGCUACGACGCCUCCCUUCUUCUCUUAGGGCAAAAUACGCCUCACCUCCUUCUUGGUCUCCCUCGGCAAAGCUCACACUUCCCUGAAUAGUAUGAAAACCCGUUUUCCUCGUUUCUUCGCAGUUAAUUCUGUUUCUGCGAAAAGUCAAUAAUCUCAACCGCUGUUAUCAUAUCUACUGUAAAGUCGCUCGAUUUUCCUUUUUUUUGUUUGUUGCCGUUUGUUUAUGGAGGGUCACUAUCCUGGCAUGUUUGAUAAUGAAGAAGCAGGUGCUUGGCGCAACAUAAUUCUUGGGUAUUUGGAUCGGAGUAACAUUAACCUUCAGAGUCAUCUGUCCCUCACCCGACUACCCGCCCUCUAAGAUGUCCCAGUCCACUGUCUCUGAAGAAGGAGGCACCUUCGAGCACCUGUGGAGCUCCCUGGAGCCAGACAGCACCUACUAUGAGCUCCCCCCAGGCAGCCAGGGGGCCGAGCGCCCGGUGCCUUCCGCCGGCACCCUGGGGAUCCACCGCAGUGCUGCAGAGGCCUCUAUGGACGUUUACCAAAUGAGGGACAUGAACGCCAACGUGAUGUCCCAAUACAACUUGCUGAGCAGCAGCAUGGAGAGCCUGGGGAGCCGCGCGACGUCUGCCAGCCCCUACAGCUCUGAGAACGCCUCCUCGUCGGCCGUGCCCACCCCCUCACCCUACUCCCAACCCAACUCAACCUUUGAGGGCCUGUCACCUGCCCCGGCCAUCCCCUCCAACACCGACUACCCCGGGCUGCACACCUUCCAGGUGUCCUUCCAGCAGUCGAGCACCGCCAAGUCUGCCACAUGGACCUACUCUCCCUUGCUGAAGAAGCUCUACUGUCAGAUCGCCAAGACCUGUCCAAUCCAAAUCAAGCUGUCCUCCUCUCCUCCUCAUGGCAGCAUCAUCAGAGCCAUGCCCGUCUACAAGAAGGCGGAGCACGUCACAGAAGUGGUCAAACGUUGCCCCAACCACGAACUAGGGCGGGACUUUAACGAUGGUCAAGCAGCACCAGCCAGUCACCUGGUCCGAGUAGAAGGGAAUAACCUGUCUCAGUACGUGGACGAUCCUGUCACUGGCCGGCAGAGUGUCUUCUUGCCGUAUGAGGCUCCACAGGUGGGGACUGAGUUUACUACCAUCCUUUAUAACUUCAUGUGCAACAGCAGCUGUGUGGGCGGCAUGAACAGAAGACCCAUCCUCAUCAUCAUCACGUUGGAGACCAGAGAGGGUCAAGUGUUGGGCAGGAGGUCGUUUGAAGGUCGGAUAUGUGCGUGUCCUGGCCGAGACCGCAAAGCAGACGAGGAUCACUUCAGGGAACAACAGGCCCUGCAUGAGAGUGUGGCCAAAAAUGGCACCGCCAACAAGCGCAAUUUCAAACAGAGCCCUCCGAAUAUUCCCAGUCCCAAUAUUAACAUGAGGAAGAGGCGGCAUGGAGAAGAAGAGAUUUACUAUAUUCCCGUCCGUGGUCGGGAGAACUUUGAGCUGCUGAUGAAGAUUAAAGACAGUUUGGAGCUGGUGGAGCUGGUGCCGCAGCCACUGGUGGACUCCUACAGACAACAAACGCAGCAGCAACUUCUGCAGCGGCCGAGCCAUAUAGCAUCCCCCUCUCCUUACUCUCCACUGUCCAACAUGAACAAGCAAAAUGUCCACGGAGGCCUCAACAAAUCCCCCUCGGUCAACCAGCUGGUUGGGCAGCAGUCCCAGCAGCACCCCACUGGCCCCGCCUCCAUCGUGCAUAUGGGUUCAAACAUGCUCAACAGCCACCACAUGCAGGGAAAUGGUGAUAUGAACGGUGGACACAGCAGUCAGACUAUAGUGUCUGCUUCCCACUGCAGCCCGCCCCCUCCGUAUAACCCUGACCCCAGCCUUGUCAGUUUUCUAACCAGUCUGGGCUGUCAGAACUUCAUUGAGUACUUCACCUCCCAAGGCCUGCAGUCCAUCUACCAUCUCCAGACUCUCUCCAUGGAGGAUUUAAGUGCCCUGAAGAUACCGGAGCAGUUUCGCCUUGCCAUCUGGCGAGGUCUGCAGGACAUGAAACAAGUUGCUCCCCUCCAACUGCCUGCCUCCACUCAUCACCAUGACUACCACGGCCAGCAGCUUCUUCGCUCCAGCAGCAACAUGACGGCAUCUGCCAUGGCGGCCAUUGGGGCUGCCAGCGGGGAACUCCAACGGCAGCGCGUCAUGGAGGCUGUGCACUUUCGCGUUCGCCACACCAUCACGAUCCCCAACCGGCCGGGUGUCGUAGGGACAUCAGGGAUGGCAGCAACCAAUGAUGAAUGGGCUGACUUUGGUUUUGACAUGCCCGACUGCAAGCUGUCGCGCAGUAGUAGGCACUCCAUCAAGGAGGAGUUCAUGGAAAGUGAUGUUCAUUGAGCCCGGAGAGCAUCUUUGGAUCCAAUCUUGUUGCCAGCAUUAGCCUAUUUACAAAGUAAAUACAUGUGGAUCGGGCCUUUGGUUGUGCUUUCUUGGUGUUGCUGGCAUAUUCCCGUCAGUGAUAUGACACAGAACCAAGUUCUACUUUGAUUGCUAGAAAUUUCACUGAGUUUAAUGCACUUCCCUGUCAUUGAAAAAGUUGUAAGACCCACACGUUUGAUAAUCUCAGGUCUAAAUAGUAAAUGCCAUUGUGGCAAUAGCAUGAUGAUGUCAAUGCUAAACACAUAUGGUCUCUGGAAUAUACUUUUUUGGACCCAGAUAUGUGCGUGGUUAAUAAAAAAAAUGUCUUUCUGGAAAAUGGAAUGUUGAUUAGCUGCUCACCUUAUGUUUUUUUACUAGCGUCUACUACGCGUGUACCAAUUUCACUAACGCACAAAUGUCACAGCAAAAGAAUCACCCAUUCACAAUUUGCCAGUUCGAAUUUUGUGUUUGAAUGCACAAAGUUAAUUGUCAGAUGACUUAUUUAUUGUUACUUACUUAUUAUUGUUGUUCCGUUUUCCUUCAUUGUACAAAUGUAUAUAUCGUAUCUUGUAAAUGUUUUAGACUGCAUGUGGUUGAAAAAGGGUAUUUGGAUUCAAAAUAGUGUAUCUCCUCUUAGGAACCAAUGUAAAGAACUAAUUGGUAAAUCUUGUAAAACUUGUAAAACCCAGCUGUGGAAAUACAUGGUCAUGCAUAUUUGUAAUGGCUAUGAUAAUUUAGGGAUAUUUAGUUAAGUAUGCCUAAUUCAUUUAUUCGUUUAAUGGGCUUUGGUAUUAAUUGUGUGCAUUCAUGAAAUCAAAUGGAAAUCACAGUCAACAGGUAAUCAAAAGUCAAACAUUUCAUCCAUUCCUUUUUUAUAAGGUCAUGGAGAAUACUGUUGUACUUAUACAGAAAUACAUGGCAAAACACAUGAGACAAACUAUCACAACAGUAUUAUAACUUAACAGCAGGGAUUUAAUCGGAAUGUUGGAUAAUAAAUUAAGAAUUGCAUCCCUGUUUAGACACUAAAAAACUGUAGCAUUUGUGUCGUUCUUUGUGUAUUUUGAAAAACCUUGCAGGGCAAGGCCCCCAUGUAUUGAUUAUAGCUAGAUGUUAACCUAGUAUGUAUCUUCAUGGCAGAUGUUUGUGGAUAUUUAAUAGCAACAUUCCAGUUUCAUUUCUAGAUUGCCAUAAAGCAUGAUUAACCAUGGUGUCAUGGCUCUAAUGGUGUCAAAUACAGUAUGUUGGAAGUAACUACUUGACUUUGUACCAUGAUAAUAACUUUUAUGGCUGACCUGACAUCCAUUUUCUUUACAAAUGCUUUCUGACGUACAAAGAGACACAUCACUUUGCCCACUUACCACCAACUGGUCAAAAAGAAGCACUUUAAUGCUUUGAAAGUGAAAUAAUUGAGGAUUAUUUGUGCUUGUGAUCAGUAUUAUGAAUUAUUAUGCAUGUAAAAAGAAAUAGUGCUUGUUUUGAUAUUCCUGGAGUUUUUGUCAGGAAAAACUGACAAAAACUCAGUUUUGUAUCGAUCAUUGAGAUAUGUAUCUAUGUAACUAUUGCUGUUCAUUAAUGUUGAGUAGUUUCUGAUGUUAUUAAGUUUGGUGUUUUCUUUUCUUAAACUAAUGGCUAUUAAAAUAUUUGCUUCCCUUUAA
Molecule: messenger RNA, 4059 nt
Organism: Gasterosteus aculeatus aculeatus (three-spined stickleback)
Lineage: Eukaryota; Metazoa; Chordata; Actinopteri; Perciformes; Gasterosteidae
Gene: tp73
Product: tumor protein p73
Biological process (GO): regulation of transcription by RNA polymerase II; apoptotic process; protein tetramerization
Cellular component (GO): nucleus
Molecular function (GO): RNA polymerase II cis-regulatory region sequence-specific DNA binding; protein binding; DNA-binding transcription factor activity, RNA polymerase II-specific
Source: RefSeq, a predicted model, not a curated record